AAGCCAUGACGACAACAUCAGUCCUGUUCUGCCUGGCGGCGCUGCUCACUAUCUACUCACAUGCUGCCGGCAGUAUCAACUGCAGGAAACAAGCGUUUCAUCCGAUGUGUCGAGGAGUACAGGUGAAGCGAGCACGAACACCCGGGCAUCACAUUCUUCACAACACUACCCCUAGGAAGCUAGACGAUGAACUGCCAGAGCCCGAGUACAACCCUGAGAGUAUUGACGUCACGAACGAAGUCCUCCAAGCCAUGCCCCGCCGCAACCCCGCUCUCUGGAACUACCUGGGGGAUCGUCCCGCCAACCUGCUACUCGCCCGCCGCACUCUUGACCAGGAGCCUCUCCCCCUCGAACUCACAUAUGACUACGAAUAACGUCGAUGCCUUCACAUCAAUCUCUGUUAGCCGUUGUUUCUUCUACUGUAAAUAGAACUUGACGUGUGGGUCUCUCCUGAAUUCUCUCGUCUAUAUCUUCUCGUCCUGCUUCUGUGAUCUUUCGAUGUCAACCGAGUCUGAGAGAGGAUAAGCACUGACAGCUUAGGGCUAAUAUUUCACUCAAGUUGUCAUACAUGAAGGUCAUCCUAUUCAUUUCUGUAAAGGUUUAAAUAAUAUCAGCUAACCUGCUAAGUCUUUUUUUUAAUGUAGGACCAAUUAUUACAAUUUUACUUUUUAAAUUGAUAUAAAAUAAUAUUCACAAAAUUAUUACUCUAAAGCAUAUACUGUACUAUGUGAUUCCUAAAAUAAACUAAUUAGAAAUUAUUGGAACGUAAAUUUGUUUCAAAGGCAACAAACAUUUACAAGCCUAAUAGAAGUUUCACUAAAACAUAUGAGCAUUAAACUUAAUUAUCUACAAAAUUAGAACACUGCAUAACAUUGAGAAUUUGAAACCAAAUGUAAACCAAAGUUUCCUUGUUUUACUUAAGUUAUUGAAAUAAAUUUACUGUCAAUUUUUUAACUACUCGUAAUAGUCAUCAUCUAAAAUCAAUAUUAUUUGAGGGUAUUAUAAAGUGAUAACGUUUUCAAGUUAUUGUAUAUUUUUACUUUCCGUCUGAUAAGCGUCAUUGUUCUAAGAUAUACAUAAAUUUGCAGCAUCUCAUUCCAACUUUUUCCAGCUAAAUGUGAUUAUCAACCAAGACCGUUAUCCGAGAGAGAAAAUAAUUAAUUGUGUCCGCCUUCUUGCCAUUCAAUCCUGAAACUGUUUAUACCUAUUUAAUUAAGUGGCAGUUAUGUUAUCUAUGUAUAGUAAUUGUAUGAAUACAUGCAUUCAAUCAAAUUGUACAGUUUUAUUUGUGAGUACAGUAUUUUGUCGACAA
This is a messenger RNA of Homalodisca vitripennis (glassy-winged sharpshooter), 1312 nucleotides long. RefSeq lists its product as uncharacterized. The record is from RefSeq and is a predicted model, not a curated record. The transcript has 3 exons. Bases 6 to 374 code for a protein of 122 amino acids. NCBI's taxonomy places the organism in Eukaryota, Metazoa, Arthropoda, Insecta, Hemiptera, Cicadellidae.